Molecule: messenger RNA, 2625 nt
Organism: Rhizoctonia solani
Lineage: Eukaryota; Fungi; Basidiomycota; Agaricomycetes; Cantharellales; Ceratobasidiaceae
Product: amino acid permease
Exons: 28
Coding region: 1-2625 (874 amino acids)
Biological process (GO): amino acid transport; transmembrane transport
Cellular component (GO): membrane
Molecular function (GO): transmembrane transporter activity
Source: RefSeq, a predicted model, not a curated record
AUGGCGGUCGAAACGCUAGCGAGUGAAAGGAGGGCCCAGAUUGCGCACGCAGACGAAGAGCUACUCGCAUCACUUGGGUACAAGCAAGAGUUCAAACGGGCCUUUACACCAUUUGAAGUGUUUGGCAUUGCGUUUUCAAUUAUUGCAUUGCUACCUUCUAUCGCGUCUUGUUUAGUAUAUUCCCUGCCAUAUGGAGGUCCCGUGAGCAUGGUGUGGGGGUGGUUAACGGCCUCGGUCUUGAUCCUGUUCGUUGGGUUGGCUUUGGCGGAGCUAGCUAGCGCUGCUCCAACUUCUGGGGGUCUUUAUUUUUGGACAUGGACCUUCUCGCCUCCACGCUAUAAAAAAGUCCUUUCUUGGCUUGUCGGCUACGCAAACACUCUUGGAUCGAUUGCUUGUAUUGCUUCAAUUGACUGGGGAUGUGCUAUACAAGUCACGGCGGCGGUCACAAUUGGGACCUCGGGAAGUUUCGUUGUAACAACGGGCAAGCCAAACUCUAUUGGACCGGGUCAAACCUAUGGCAUAUAUAUUGCGAUUCUUUUUACGCAUGCAUUGGUAUGCUCACUGGCCACCGAGGUUUUGGCCCGGCUUCAGAGUUUCUAUGUUGCACUGAAUCUAAUACUCUUUUUUGGCGUAUUGAUUGCACUACCAGCAGCUACUCCAACCGAGUUCAUGAAUCCCGCAAGUUUCGCUUUGGGUGGUUUCACAAAUCUGAGCACAUACCCUGCUGGGUUCGCAUACAUUCUAUCAUGGCUAGCUCCUGUCUGGACGAUUGGUGCAUAUGAUUCAUGCGUCCACAUUAGCGAAGAGGCGAGCAACGCGGCUGUAGCGGUCCCAUGGGCGAUUAUAGGUGCCAUAGGAAUAAGCGGGAUUCUGGGAACUGCCAUGAAUAUAGCCAUAGCGUUUUGUAUGGGCACAGAUAUUGAGGCUAUCAUCGAUAGCGACAUCGGACAGCCAUUGGCGGCGAUAUUUUUCAAUAGCUUUGGUCAAAAGGCUACUCUCGGGAUCUGGUCCGUGGUCGUGCUUACUCAAUGGGGUAUGGGCUCCAGCAUUGUCCUCGCGACUUCACGGCAGGUUUUUGCCUUCUCGCGCGACGGAGCAAUGCCAUUCUCGGGAUUCUUGUAUCGCAUGAAUUCACACACUAAAACACCCGUCAACACCGUCUGGUUCUCGGUAUUCAUUUCGGCGCUGUUGGGCCUUCUGGCUUUCGCAGGAGAAGCAGCUAUAGGGGCUGUAUUUGCCCUCUCGGUUAUUGGAUUGUACAUUGCCUAUUCGAUUCCGAUUGGAGCACGAUUCCUUUUCAAAGGGCAUAAUUACAAACCUGGGCCUUUCAACCUUGGUGUCUUCGGUCUUCCCGUCGCUAUUGUUGCGAUCGUUUUCAUGACUUUCAUUAGCGUUGUGUUCCUCUUCCCUACUGAACUUGCACCUGCGGUAGCAGACAUGAAUUAUGCUGUGGUGGUAAUGGGCGGUGUUAUGAUUGGUUGUUUAAUAUGGUAUUGGUUCCCCAAGUACGGUGGUGUAAAUUGGUUUGAAGGCCCAGUCACCACGGUAGAAGCUCUUCCAAAAUCCAUUCCUAGCGAAGACAAUGGGUCAAUCGAAAGAGAAAAGGAGAAAAUAGGAGAAAAUGCAAUUCAGCUGUUCCUGGCCGUUCUCAUUGCGUUGCCAAUCGCAACUCCUGCAGAGUUUAGAAAUUCGGGGAAUUACGCUCUAGGAAACUUUACCAAUUUGAGCGGGUACUCUGACGGCUUCGCUUUCUUCUUAUCUUGGCUGGCUCCAGUCUGGACAAUUGGCUCCUAUGAUUCAAGUGUACAUAUUAGUGAGGAAGCGAGCAAUGCAGCUGUCGCAGUUCCUUGGGCGAUCGUAGGCGCGAUAGCCAUCAGUGGUAUUCUAGGAACUGCAUUGAAUAUCGCUAUAGCAUUCUGUAUGGGGACAAAUAUCAACGCUAUUCUGAAUAGUAGUAUCGGGCAACCUCUCGCAGCGAUAUUCUUCAACAGCUUCGGCGAAAGAGCAACUCUUGGGAUCUGGUCGGUUGUAGUAGUCACACAAUGGGGAAUGGGGUCAAGCAUAGUUCUCUCUACCUCCCGACAAGUAUUCGCUUUCUCGCGGGAUGGUGCGAUGCCGUUUUCUAGAAUACUUUAUCGCAUUAAUGAACACACCGGGACACCCGUCAACACCGUUUGGUUCUCGGUACUCAUCGCUGCCUUACUGGGAUUACUUGCGUUCGCCGGAGAGGUCGCUAUCAUGGCGGUAUUUUCGAUUGCGGUCAUCGGGCUGUAUAUUGCGUACAUUAUUCCCAUCGGAGCGCGCUUCGUCUUUAAGCAAGACAAAUUCAGACCUGGUCCGUUUACAUUAGGUCCAUUCGGCCUUCCUGUCGCAACUAUCGCGAUCACAUUCAUGACUUUUGUCACAAUCAUCCUGUUGUUCCCUUCAAGGCCAACACCAGGAUUUUCCGACAUGAAUUAUGCGACCGUAGUUAUGGGCGCGGUCAUGAUUGUGUAUCGUGUACCAUUUGCGUUCCUCAACAGUAUGGAGGCAUUCAUUGGUUUGAAGGUCCUGUAUCGACCGUUGAUGUCACCGAUGGGACAUCCUCGGCCAUACAAGGGCGGCAUCUACAGUGUCAUUCGAUAA